This is a messenger RNA of Rana temporaria (common frog), 5977 nucleotides long. Its product is annotated as mucin-19-like. Gene Ontology annotation, cellular component: extracellular matrix. The coding region runs from base 52 to 5703 and encodes 1883 amino acids. The record is from RefSeq and is a predicted model, not a curated record. The transcript has 71 exons. NCBI's taxonomy places the organism in Eukaryota, Metazoa, Chordata, Amphibia, Anura, Ranidae. Gene Ontology annotation, molecular function: protein binding.
GAAACAUCCCGCAUAUUAAAUGAUGCUGGUAUUAGACUACUAGCUGAAAAGAUGAAUUUAAAAAUCUGUAUGAUCCUAGGUCUACUCCUGCUAUUGCAGCUUUCCUUAUGUCGAGAAAAUAGCAGUGAAAGCCAUGAGGAUAAUGAGAAGCAUGAAGAAAAACACAAGGGAAGACAUGACUCUGCAGGGAAAAAAGAUGGCAGUGAAAGCCAUGAGGAUAAUGAGAAGCAUGAAGGAAAACACAAGGGAAGACAUGACUCUGUAGGGAAAAAAGAUGGCAGUGAAAGCCAUGAGGAUAAUAAGAAGCAUAAAGGGAAACACAAGGGAAGACAUGACUCUGCAGGGAAAAAAGCAACAACCCCUGAAACAAGUUCUGGCAUGUCUGGGCACUGUAGCACAUGGGGCAGUGGAAACUAUCGAAUGAUGGAUGGUAAAACACAUUAUGUUAAAACUAGUAAUCAAGUAUCUUUACUCUAUCACAGCCAUGAGGAAAACCCAGAAUUUAUUAUUAACUGUCAACGUGACUCUGGAUCACUUGUAAACAUUCAAGCAAAGAUAGACAACACUGAAACUGUAAUCAAUACCAGUGGCAUCUAUGUUAACAACCGCAAGGUUGAUGUACCUUAUACAAAUGGGAAUAUUCAUAUGCGCAAUUCUGGCAUGUAUACACAAAUCAGUAGCCUUCGAGGUGUAUUAACUAUGACUUUUAAUUUGAAACAUGGGAUUAAUAUACAUUUACAUAAAAAUUAUGAAACAAGUGGGAUUUUUGGAAAUUCAGAAAAUGUUUCAGCUGAAAAUUGGCAAGCAUUUGCCAGGAAAUGCAUUGUUCACGAAGGUGAGGGAGAAGUUGAAGUUUGGUUUCUACCAGAAAACUUGAGUGGCAAAGGAAAAGAAUACUGUGACAACAUUUUUCAAACUUACUUUCAUAAUAUGACUGACUUGAAAUCAGCAUGUGACCAUGACUAUGAAUUAUGUGACCAAGAAGAUGCGCGAUCCUGUACAUGUUCAACAUUAAUUCAAGCAGCUAAAAUUAUUGGCAACAAUGGUUGUUCGGAAGAAACACGUUUCUGGAGAGAAGAUACCGAUGUUGUAUGUGACAAGCCAAUUUGCUCAGAAACCCAAACCUUCAGCGAAUGUGCCCCACAGCUUCAGCCGACAUGCUCAAAUCCAAAUCCUGUUCAUGAGAAAGAAGUUAUUGCUGAUUGCACCUGUCCAAAUGGUCUUAUGCUGGAUGACAUUGGAGAAAGCAAAAAAUGUGUAAACAUCGAUGAAUGUCCCUGUUUUUAUGACAAAAUCUAUCAGCCCAAUGAAAAACGAAAUGGCUCUUGUAACUCAGAAUGCUUUUGUACAGGUGGAAAAUGGAUUUGUUCAGACGAAAAUUGCCCUGGAACCUGCAAGGUGACACAUGGCUUGGAUGUCGUAACAUUUGAUGGCAUGGAAUACAGUUUGUCAGGCAACUGUCAAUAUACCAUAUUUCAAAUUGCUGGCUUAAUCAUUUUGGGACAAAUAGAAACUCCAAAUGCUCAGUCAACAAGCUCCUUGAGCAGUAUAACUAUAAAUAUGAAAGUGGAAGAUGACGAACAUACAUUUGUGAUUUCAAAGGAUGGAAGUUUUAGAGAUAUGGACGUAGCGUACCACAUGUCUGAGUAUUUAUAUGUUAAAAGACAUUCUCAUGGUAUUUAUGCCAACAUAGUAGAUGGAGUGGAACUCUUUGUACAAUCCCUUCCUACAAUGCAAGUCUACAUCUCAAUGCCAUUUGAAAAUACAGACAGGAAUUCUCUAGGACUGAAGAAAGCAAAAUCUAGAGUGGCUAGAUCAGCAGUGCAGGGCGACCAAUCAGAUUCUAACCAUAAUUUCCUCCCAGCAGGACUUUGUGGUUCUUUCAAUAAAAAUUCAAAAGAUGACUUUAGAAGCAGCAACGGCAUAAUAGAAUCCUCUUCAACAACAUUUGUUGAUUCUUGGUCACAAAAUAUAUGUCCUCCUGCAGAACAAACAACUUGCAUUAAUUUGGAAAAAGAAACUUUUGCCGAAGAGCAUUGCUCUGAACUUAAAAAUUCUUCUGGAGUAUUUUCCAAAUGCCAUUCUUAUGUGGAUUAUGAAACAUAUUAUAAGAGAUGUGUAAGCUCAACUUGCAAAAGUGAGGAUGUCUGGGUUGGCUUAUGCAGUGCAUUGGAAAAUUAUGUGCAAGCCUGUGCUGAAAAGGGUGUUCUGUUGCAUAACUGGCGCAAUCAAAAUUGUAAAAAAGAAUGCAUGAACAAUCAGGUCCUGGGUUUUACCACUUUCUCCUGUUUCCCAUCUUGUGCUUCAACAUCUAAAAUGUGUAAUAAGGAAGGCCUUUUGAUGGAAAUGUGCACAUGUGAAGAAGGCCUAUAUUUAAAUAGUGAAAAUAUUUGUGUCCCUAAAGAAGACUGUGAUUGCCAACACCGUUAUGGCGUAAUACCAGCACACACAGAGAUUGAAAUAGAGAAUACACCAUGCAAAUGCAAGGCAGGAGAAAUGGAAUGCAAUUUAGAAAGUAGGGAAGAUAUGUGUUCAGGGGGGGCAGAAUAUACACAAUGUACAUAUCCCAGCACACGAGGAAAAGCUGACCGAUACUGCAAGACUAUGCACUUACCAACCAUGCAUCAAGAUAUCAUCUGCAAGCCUGGAUGUUAUUGUCCAGAUGGUAUGGUUAGAGAUUCAAGAGGAAACUGUAUCACCCCUGAAGAUUGCUCAUGUCUUUAUGAGGGAGCUGAGUAUAACAGUAGGAGUACUAUCAAAAACUCUUGCGGAACAUGUACCUGCACCAGAGGAAAAUGGGACUGUACAGAAGAGAAUUGUGAGAGUGUUUGCAGCAUUCAUGGAAGUGGCCAUUAUUCAACUUUUGAUGGAAUGUCGUAUAGUUUUAGUGGACUGUGCCAGUAUACAAUUGUAGAAGGAGAAAUAGAAGACACAUUCAGAAUAUCAAUGCAAAGUGAACCUUGCUGUGAAGGUGGCCUAACUUGUUCUAGAAGAGUUAUUUUGCAAACACCUGAGGCGAUAAUCACCCUUCAAGAUGGGAAAGCCAGCAUUGAAAGUUCCCAAGAUUGCUCACUGAAAAAAAUCAAACCUAAUCAUUCUGUUAUAGAUUUUGGUCCGCACAUAAUUGUUGAGAUUGGUGCAGGAAUUCGUCUAACAUGGGAUAAAAAAACAGACUUAACAUUGAAGUGUAGCUCAAGGUUGGCUGGUAAAGUUCGUGGACUCUGUGGUAACAACAACUAUGAUAAGACGGAUGAUUUUAUUGGUAGAAAUGGCAACAAGUUUAACAACGCAGUGGAUCUAGGAGACAGUUAUAAGGAUGAUCCAUCAUGUCAAGACACAGAGGUCAAGAAAUCUCCAUGUGAUGCAAAUCCUAAUUGUAAGCCUUGGGCAUUAAGAAAAUGUCAAAUAAUGAAGGAAGAGUUAUUUAAAGAAUGCCACUCAAAAGUUGAUCCGACAGUUUUUUAUGAAAAGUGUAUUGAAGAAGCAUGUGUGUGUGAUAUGGAGGGGAAAUAUCUUGGCUUUUGUUCAUCUGUUGCAAUGUAUGCACGUUCCUGCCUUGAAAAGGGCGUAUGCGUUAACUGGCGGAACCCUGAUCUUUGUCCUAUGUACUGUGAUUUUUAUAAUAUAUAUGGAGAAAAUACUUGGCAUUAUGAGCCUUGUGGAUCAGCAGAGGUGCAAAUAUGCGGGAAUCAAGAACUUUUUAGAAGCUACUCAGCUUUGCUAGAAGGUUGUUAUCCAAGAUGUCCUAUUGAUGCUCCCUUCCUAGAUCAAAACUCCAUGAAAUGUGUUAGACUUUCUGACUGUAGCUGUUCUCACAAUGGAAGAAUAAUGGCAGCAAAUUCAGUAAAUGUGGAUGAAUGUGGAAGGACAUGCUAUUGUAGUAAAGGACAUGUUAUUUUCCAAGAAGAAGAAAAGGAAACAACAAAAGCCCCAUCUGUAGAAGGAGAAAUGGAAACAACAAAAGCCCCAUCUGUAGAAGGAGUAAAGGAAACAACAAAAGCCCCAUCUGUAGAAGGAGAAAUGGAAACAACAAAAGCCCCAUCUGUAGAAGGAGUAAAGGAAACAACAAAAGCCCCAUCUGUAGAAGGAGAAAUGGAAACAACAAAAGCCCCAUCUGUAGAAGGAGAAAUGGAAACAACAAAAGCCCCAUCUGUAGAAGGAGAAAUGGAAACAACAAAAGCCCCAUCUGUAGAAGGAGUAAAGGAAACAACAAAAGCCCCAUCUGUAGAAGGAGAAAUGGAAACAACAAAAGCCCCAUCUGUAGAAGGAGAAAUGGAAACAACAAAAGCCCCAUCUGUAGAAGGAGAAAUGGAAACAACAAAAGCCCCAUCUGUAGAAGGAGAAAUGGAAACAACAAAAGCCCCAUCUGUAGAAGGAGUAAAGGAAACAACAAAAGCCCCAUCUGUAGAAGGAGAAAAGGAAACGACAAAAGCCCCAUUUGUAGAAGGGGAAGUAGACAUAGUGCCAAUAAAAGAGGACAAACCACCAAGAGAUAAACAAGGACAACAGGAAACAACAAAAGCCCCAUCUGUAGAAGGACAACAGGAAACAACAAAAGCCCCAUCUGUAGAAGGACAACAGGAAACAACAAAAGCCCCAUCUGUAGAAGGACAACAGGAAACAACAAAAGCCCCAUCUGUAGAAGGACAACAGGAAACAACAAAAGCCCCAUCUGUAGAAGGAGAACAGGAAACAACACAAGCCCCAUCUGUAGAAGGAGUAAAGGAAACAACAAAAGCCCCAUCUGUAGAAGGAGUAAAGGAAACAACAAAAGCCCCAUCGGUAGAAGCAGAAAAGCAAACAACAAAAGCCCCAUCUGCAGAAGGAACACAACCAUCACCAUCAUCUCAAGCAGGACCCUCACUUGGCCCACCUGUACACACACGCAGCACACCAGCAUUUACCUUUGGAACUCCGUUGCCUGGCCCAGUGCUACCAGCGCGACCAACAAUUGAUUUAAGUCGCUAUAAAAUACCGACUCCAUCAGCCAUAAAACCACCAAAAAAAGGCUGCUGUGGACCUUCAGGAGGUCAUCUCAUGCAUGGAGAAUACUGGCAAAAAGGUUGCAUUAGGUGCACUUGUAAUGGAAAAACUGGAAAGAUGGAAUGUGGAUCCUAUCCAUGUCAUGAAGUAGUCUGUGGUGCAAAUGAAACCAAAGUAUUUGAAGAUCCAUCAAAACAUCCUGGAAAGUCAUGCUGUGGAUACUGUGCACCACUGACUUGCAAACACAAUGGAAGAGAAUAUAAGAUAAACGCAUCCUUUAGCGACCCGAAUGACCCAUGUCUGGUUUACACUUGCCUUAAAACUGGCUUGACUGCAAGAGUAAAAAAAUGUCCUCCACAAGCGUGCACACCGGACAGGAGAACUUAUGAUUCAGAUAAAUGCUGCUAUACAUGUGACACUACAUGUAAACCAACACCAGCAAUAAUAACCAUAGAAAAACCUUUUACAAAUGUUGCAAGAACCAAAAUGUACAAAACAUGUAGAGCUAAAGCAAGCAUUUCAUCGUGCACUGGACAAUGCGAUAGAAGCACUCGCUAUGACGACCAAAGUAGAAACGUUACGGUUAAUUGCAAAUGCUGCCAAGAAGAAGGUCAUAAAAAGAGGAGCGUUCAGUUGGAUUGUUCAGAUGGAAGCAAAGAAGAACAUACUUUCAACGAUAUAGCAUCUUGUGCUUGUAAAAGCUGUGGUGGUUUGAAAUAACAAAUCUACUAAACAGUUUAACUGUGUCUUUAAAUACAUGUUUAAAUAAUAAAAAAAAGAUCUAUGUAACUGGUAAUGCUAACCUUUUGUGACCAUAUAUCUACAAAGCAUGCUUAUCAUUAAAUUCCAGCAGUUUGCAUGGUUGUAUUUAGAAAAAAGUAUAGUAAGAAUAUUUUAUUGCUCAUAUAUAUGAUGUUUUAACAGUACAUUAUUUGCUUAAUUUACAAUAUAUGUUGUAUUAUGAAAAAAUUCUCAAUAAAGAAAGUUGAAAAAA